Molecule: messenger RNA, 2786 nt
Organism: Equus caballus (horse)
Lineage: Eukaryota; Metazoa; Chordata; Mammalia; Perissodactyla; Equidae
Source: RefSeq, a predicted model, not a curated record
AGCUCGGCCUUUCGGCCCGUAGCAGCCUCUUGCUGGAGCUGUGGUAGCAGCCGCCACCUGGCAGCCCUCAAGCCAUGGAGCCGUCGGAAGCUUCGGGGUGGGAGCCUCUGGGCAGAUCAGAGAUUCUCCCCAGGACAGAACUUACCUGGCUGGUGAAAAAUUUUGAAUCAGACAGAGGGAUACACAAGCACUGCUGUCCACAACACAAGAAAUGGAGCUGAGGAGGCGAGACUACCACGUGGAGCGGCCACUGCUGAACCAGAAACAGCUGGAGGAGCUGGGGCGCUGGAGCUCAGUGACUGGGACCCACCAGUGGCGAACCUGGUUGCAGUGCUCCCAUGCUCGGGCCCGAGCACUUCUGCUCCAAUACCUCCCUGUUUUGGCUUGGCUACCCCGGUAUCCUGUGCGUGACUGGCUCCUGGGUGACCUGUUGUCUGGCCUAAGUGUGGCCAUUAUGCAGCUACCACAGGGCCUAGCCUAUGCCCUCCUGGCUGGACUGCCCCCAGUGUUUGGCCUCUACAGCUCCUUCUACCCUGUCUUUAUCUACUUCCUGUUUGGCACUUCCCGGCACAUCUCUGUGGGCACUUUUGCUGUCAUGUCUGUGAUGGUGGGCAGUGUGACAGAAUCCCUGGCCCCAGAUGAGGACUUCCUUCAGGACUUGAACUCCACAGUCAAUGAGACGGCCAGAGAUGCUGCCCGGGUGCAGCUGGCCUCCGCACUCAGUGUCCUAGUUGGCCUUUUCCAGGUGGGGCUUGGCCUGGUCCACUUCGGCUUCGUGGUCACCUACCUGUCAGAACCUCUGGUCCAUGGCUAUACCACAGCUGCAUCUGUGCAGGUUUUCAUCUCGCAGCUCAAGUAUGUGUUUGGCCUCCAAUUGAGCAGCCGCUCUGGGCCACUGUCCAUCAUCUAUACACUGCUAGAAGUCUGCUGGAAGCUGCCCCAGAGCGUGGUUGGCACCAUGGUCACCGCACUUGUGGCAGGGGUAGUGCUUGUGGUGGUGAAGCUACUGAAUGACAAGCUGCAACAACAUCUGCCCCUGCCGAUCCCCGGGGAACUGCUCACGCUCAUCGGGGCCACAGGCAUCUCCUACGGCGUGGGCCUGAAGCACAGAUUUGGGGUGGAUGUCGUGGGUGACAUCCCUGCAGGGCUGCUACCCCCAGUGGCCCCCAACUCCCAGCUGUUCGCAAAACUUGUGGGAAAUGCCUUCGCCAUCGCUGUGGUUGGGUUCGCCAUUGCCAUCUCGCUGGGGAAGAUCUUCGCACUGAGGCAUGGCUACAGGGUGGACAGCAACCAGGAGCUGGUGGCCCUUGGCCUCAGUAACCUUAUUGGGGGCGUCUUCCAGUGCUUCCCUGUGAGUUGCUCUAUGUCUCGGAGCCUGGUACAAGAGAGCACAGGGGGCAACACACAGGUUGCUGGAGCUGUCUCCUCCCUCUUCAUCCUCAUUAUCAUUGUCAAACUUGGGGAACUCUUCCAAGACCUGCCUAAGGCAGUCCUGGCAGCCGCCAUUAUCGUGAACUUGAAGGGCAUGUUGAUGCAGUUCACAGACAUAUGCUCCCUCUGGAAGGCAAAUCGAAUGGAUCUGCUCAUCUGGCUGGUGACCUUUGUGGCCACCAUCCUGCUGAACCUGGACCUUGGCCUAGCAGCUGCGGUGGCCUUCUCCCUGCUGCUUGUGGUGUUCCGCACGCAGCUGCCUCACUAUUCUAUCCUGGGGCAGGUGCCAGACACGGACAUUUACAGAGAUGUGGCAGAGUACUCAGAGGCCAGGGAGGUCCCAGGCGUGAAGGUCUUCCGCUCCUCAGCCACUGUGUACUUUGCCAACGCUGAACUCUACAGUGACACAUUGAAGCAGAAGUGUGGUAUAGACGUCGACCGCCUCAUCUCCCGGAAGAAGAAGCUGCUCAAGAAGAAGGAGCUAAAGCUGAAGCGACUGCUGAAGGAGGAGAAGCUCCAGAGACAGGCAGGGCCCCUUGAGCCGGCUGCUGCCUCCAAGGGCACUUCCGUUUCCAUCAAUGCCAACACCAGCAUCAGAGACAUCGAGAGCAACAACAUGGAGGGCUCCAAGGCCAAGCAGGUGAGCGCAGGGAAGGAACUAGAGGAUACAGCAGCCAGCGGUCAAGAAGAUGCCAAGGCCCCAGAUGGGUCCACACUGAAGGCCCUGGGCCUGCCUCAGCCGGAUUUCCACAGCCUUGUCCUGGACCUGGGUGCCCUCUCCUUCGUGGACACUGUGUGCCUCAAGAGCCUGAAGAAUAUUUUCCGUGACUUCCGGGAGAUCGAGGUGGAGGUGUACAUGGCCGCCUGCCACAGUGCGUGGGGUGGGGAUGGCAGGAAUGGUCCGGGAAGGGGGUGGGGCUCUUCCCGUCAAGGAGUCUGCCAGGCAGCACAAGCCCCUGUGGUCACACAGCUUGAGGCUGGGCACUUCUUCGAUGCGUCUAUCACUAAGCAGCAUCUCUUUGCCUCUGUCCACGAUGCUGUCGUCUUUGCCCUCCAACACCCAAGGUCUGGUCCCGUCAGCCCUGUUUCGGUUACCCAACUCUGACCGUGCUGCCACCCUACCUGAGACUGCCUACCUCUGGAGAUUGUGACGUGGCACCCAUGAGAACCCCCUGACCCCUAGGCUGCCUCCAGCUGUCACCCAGGAGUACCCUCCGUAUACACAUACAUAACUCAGGGAUGGAGGUCCUGGGACUCCGCGUUCAGUGUGAUGGGGCACUGGAGUCGGCCAGCACUGGCCAGGGCAGGGGAGCAUGCGUGUUUGCAGCCUCAGGAAUAAAGAUUUGUUUGCCCAA